This is a messenger RNA of Stylophora pistillata, 1745 nucleotides long. RefSeq lists its product as uncharacterized. Gene Ontology annotation, molecular function: oligosaccharide binding. Lineage: Eukaryota; Metazoa; Cnidaria; Anthozoa; Scleractinia; Pocilloporidae. The record is from RefSeq and is a predicted model, not a curated record.
GUUCGAAUUUAACUCAAGGAACUCUUUGGACCUGGCCAUAUUUCAACUGUUUACGUCCCUCAUAUUCAAGCUGGUUAGGAACCCUCCUACCAUCUGUUGCUGAAAGAAGUCAUUAAUUUUCCCCACGUCUUCAGAAAAUGUCGACCAUCCACUUAGUCAAUAAACAGCUACCACCUAUAUGGUCACGUGAUGUCCACAAGGAUUGUCUCCAGCCUGUCUGAGUGUGUGACCAUGUGUAUAACUGCGUUGCGCUGCAAAAGUUUGAACUUCCUUUCAAUUGAUAAGCCAUGCGACUUGAAUGACUAAGACAGACAUACUCACCCAAACGAUUAUGGACCCAAAGAAGGAUAUAUUUACAUGGAUAUGUUUACGACAGUUAAGAAGUCCUGUGCAGAAAUACAGCAGGUAUGGCCCGAGGCAAAGAGUGGAUAUUAUUGGAUAAAGAUUGGGAGCAGAGAAGCUCAAGUCUAUUGUGUUAUGACAAGUUAUGGUGGUGGUUGGACUUUGGUAGCAACCAUCAGUUGCAAGGAAAACAGUCACCUUCACAGCACUGAAGUAAACUGUCUUGACUCAAAACUGUGUGUCCCUUUUACUGAUAAGAACAUUUCAGCGAAAAACUACGAGACAGUGACAUUCACAAAGUGCUCCAUUUUGAAGGAACCUUCAGAGUUGAUGUUCUGGGAAAACCUUUUCAAUCCACAAUUUUUUAUCAGAUUCCGAGUGGUUCACAAAAAUUUGAUUCCUCAUGCGUCGGAAGAUCUGUUCGAUGGACAUGACGAUGACCCUGGAAGACGAGCACUGUAUGGUUAUCCACUAUGCUAUCGAAACAGUCAUGGAAUCUUCCUCAACAAGUCCGGAAUGUUGUUUGUGAAGUAACUCUACCUCAAAGGAAUGUGACAGACAAAAUGUCAGAGAGGGAAAAGCACGCUUAGCCAUUACUUAAGAGCAAAAAGUUGCAUCCUCAAAAUAAAAUCACGCGAAAUUUGUCUUUUCAUUGUAAGUAAGCCUUGUCAUAACGCAUUGCUAUACCUUACAAGAAAAGGAAAUAUGUUUGCUUUCUUUUGAUCAAAGUUAGCCUAUGUGGUGUGGCGUAUAUCGCCUCUUACGAUAACAUUGCAACAUUGAAAGCAAUAGGUGGUUUGCAACCAUUCUCAAGAGAAACAGGUAACGACGGUGAAAGGAACAAAUGCUGGUGGACGAACAAAAGAAACUAAUGAGAUAUCUAUUGUUUACGUCCACCAACAUGGCGGCGAUGUCGUAAGGUGCAAACCACCUACAAAACGUAUGAUCGAGCUUUUGUAUUUUAUUUUCUUUUUCAACCGAAUAAAACUUAAACUUGACCAGAAAAUCUGUGUGAUUAGCAAACUCCAGUUCAUAGAUCAGAAUAAUUAUCUUUUCUAGCCUCUAAACAUCUAUUUGUAAAUUAGUGUAGAGGAUAUCUUCAGCUUAUAGAUUUCACGCAUGUCGACGCGUCCUCUUGGCAAUAAGUCUCUCUCGCCUGUCGCUGUGUUUUGCAUUGUAACUGAAAGUGAGAACUGUGAUAGAGAGGCCUCAUUAAGGUAUUUGAUCAUUUUCCAUCGCAACAGAUUCCCCUGCCCAAUAUUACAUUGUUUAUUUGAAUUUUCGCUCUUGAAUGAAGGGAACAACAUUUUUGAACAUUCAUUUCUUGUGACUUUUUUUUAUCGUAUUCCUGCUGGAAAGUGAUUGGGACCACAUCUGAAACAAAAAGGAAACACUACUGUAUU